Messenger RNA from Vespula vulgaris, 1475 nucleotides. RefSeq names its product dynein axonemal assembly factor 11 (gene tilB). Gene Ontology annotation, biological process: outer dynein arm assembly. Gene Ontology annotation, cellular component: cytoplasm. The transcript has 4 exons. Gene Ontology annotation, molecular function: protein binding. The record is from RefSeq and is a predicted model, not a curated record. Lineage: Eukaryota; Metazoa; Arthropoda; Insecta; Hymenoptera; Vespidae. The coding region runs from base 71 to 1390 and encodes 439 amino acids.
AUCGACGUUUAUCGAAGUUGUAACUUCUUUGAAAAAUACAGAAAAAAAUAGAGAUUUUCUAAGAGGAAAAAUGGUACGAAUCACUAUUGAUCUGAUACGUAAACGUUCAGAGCAUAACGAGGGCGAGAUAUCAACUUUGGAAGAAAUAUCGUUGCAUCAGGAAAACAUCGACAAGAUCGAGCUUUUAGACAAAGUUUGUCGAAACUUAAAAAUAUUACUUCUGCAAUACAACAUCAUACCCAAGAUCGAAAAUCUCAAUAUGUUAAAGAGAUUGGAAUACUUGAAUCUCGCAUUGAACAAUAUCGAAGUUAUCGAGAAUUUACAGGGUCUCGAAAGUUUGAAGAAGCUGGAUCUUACGAUAAACUUUAUCGGUGAUUUAAGAAGCGUCAAAACUUUAAGAUAUAACGAGAAUUUGGAACAGUUGAUGCUGACGGGAAAUCCUUGUACGGAUUACGAGGGAUACAGGAAGUAUGUAAUUUCAACAUUGCCACAGCUUAAAGAGCUCGACAUGGUUGAAAUUCUACGAUCUGAACGAAUAAAGGCUUUGCAAGUAUACGCUCGAGCAAAGGGAGACGUUAUCAGAGGUUAUGAGAAUUAUAAAAAGAUAAGAGAGGCUCAGAUAAAACAAUUUCGCGAGAAAGAAGAAUUAAAAAUCACGGAAAUAAAGGAGAACGAAGAUGAGGACGCGGAAAAUGAAAGAUUUUGGAAACAAAAGAGUUAUCACACGCCGGAAGAUCGAAUUGCGAUCGUGCAACAUUCGUUAAAAGCGGAAGAGAAGAAACAUGGAAUUUCGGAUGAAACGAAAAAACAAAAAUUCGUGCCGAAAUUGUUCAGUCCAUGUGGCAAGCCUUAUAACAUGAAUCAUCCGAAAGUACCGUUUAUAUUAAACGACGAGGACGAUCGGGAUAACGUGAUCUUGGACGUUGGAGUUUACAGGUACCUCGACACGUCUUACAUAGACGUCGACAUUCAACCAACAUACGUGAGGGUGACGAUAAAGGGUAAAAUUUUGCAACUAACUCUACCUUGCGAGAUUCUCGUCGAUAAGAGUAGUGCAAAACGGAACGUAACAACCGGUAGUUUGGUUAUAACGAUGCCUCGUUUACAUCCUUCAAUGACGUUACACGGAACCUCGAUUACCUCAAGGACCACGAAAAAUGAAAAUCCUACGAAGAAAGAUAAUGCUGUGAUCAGCAUAAAGAAUCAAAUAUUCACGUCUACGCGAGAAUUUCUCGAGAUCGGGCCACCGAGAAUCGACGAGCUUGAUUUUUCUAAGAUAUUUGAAAAUUCGAGGAAGAAAGUUAAUAGAAAGCUAACGGUUGAUCAAAUCAAAGAGAAAGUCAUACCCAACGAUUUUAUCGAUAAUCCUGAGGUCCCACCGCUCGAAUGACGAAGAAAAUUCUUUUACGAUUGACAAUUGAAUUAAUUGUUUCGUUAGAUUAGAUUUGAUGGUUAAGUUAAAUACUCACUUUGAA